This is a messenger RNA of Momordica charantia (bitter melon), 1714 nucleotides long. Its product is annotated as polycomb group protein VERNALIZATION 2. Gene Ontology annotation, cellular component: nucleus. Gene Ontology annotation, molecular function: chromatin DNA binding. NCBI's taxonomy places the organism in Eukaryota, Viridiplantae, Streptophyta, Magnoliopsida, Cucurbitales, Cucurbitaceae. The record is from RefSeq and is a predicted model, not a curated record.
UUGAAAAUUCGUAUUUGGCGACGCGGUGUCGAUCAAGCAAAUUCAGCUGCCGGAAGAACAUCAAUUUGGAGGGGAGAGCCGUUUCCGAUCUGCCGUUCAGAUUUCCAGCCAACAACCGUUUUCUCCUUCUACUGUUCAACGACGCCGCAAUUCUGGAAUCAAAACAUUUUCCCGGAAUUUCCAAUGGCUUCGCCUGCCUGUUCCAUUGUUUCCGAGAUCUGGUAGCUUUUCUCAUCAUUCUUAACUAAUCACUUGCAAAGUUCAAGAUGUGCCAUGAUAACUUCCACGUUCAUUCCUUAGAAGUGGCAACUACAGCUGAAGAUAGUCUCCUAAUAUAUUGCAAACCAGUUGAACUAUACAACAUUCUUCAUCUUCGUUCCCUUAACAAUCCUUCUUUUCUUCGACGUUGUUUGCUUUACAAGUUACAAGCUAGGCGAAAAGAGAGGGUGAGCACUGGAGUUGUAAUUUUCAACUAUAGGGACUACAACAACAUUGUGCGAAAAACGGAAGUGACUGAAGACUUCUCAUGUCCAUUUUGUUUGAUGCUAUGCGCAAGCUUUAAGGGUUUGCGCUACCACUUAUGCUCUUCCCACGAUUUGUUCAACUUUGAAUACUGGGUGUCUGAAGAAUAUCAGGCAGUGAAUGUCUCUGUGAAAAUUGAUGUCUUUAGAUCCGAGGCUGUAGCAGAUGGAGUAGACCCGCAAAUACAGACUUUUUUCUUCGGUUCAAGGCCACGAAAGCGCAAGUUAAAGAACUCUAUUCAGAAUGGGAAUUAUGUGCAAUUCUUGGAGAUGGACUCACCUAGACCUGCCGCUGAAGGUGCCAAUGGGUCUAUUGGGAAUAACGCGGAUGGGGUAUCCUGUGAAAAAGAGGGCAGCCAUUCAUUCCCGAUUGAGACUUAUUUGCAGAAUGCACAGCAAGAAGGAGAAAAUAUUGGUCCUGAAUGUCCUACCUCUAUAGAGUGCAUUGAACGUGUUGCAUCCAGCUCAAGUAUUCCGGGUGUCUCAAUGGCUAUCAAUCAUUCUUCUACGGGUCCUGAAUGUUACAGAUUACUGUCUGGAAGUGAUCCUUUACAACCAGCCAAAUCAAGGAAAUUGACGGUAGAACGAGACCCUAGAAACCGCAUGCUAUUGCAGAAACGGCAGUUUUAUCACUCUCACAGGGUUCAGCCUAUGGCACUAGAUAAAGUACUAUCUGACAAAGAUAGUGAGGAUGAAGUCGACGAUGACAUUGCGGAUUUUGAAGACCGAAGGAUGCUUGAUGAUUUUGUGGAUGUCACCAAAGAUGAAAAGCGGCUUAUGCAUCUAUGGAACUCCUUUGUAAGAAAGCAAAGGGUGCUGGCUGAUGGUCAUGUUCCUUGGGCGUGUGAAGCAUUCUCGAAACUUCACGGGCAAGAGCUCGUCUUGUCUCCGGCUCUCUUUUGGUGUUGGAGGUUAUUCAUGAUCAAGCUCUGGAAUCACGGCCUUCUCGAUGCUUCUACCAUGAACAACUGUAAUUUAACUCUUGAAGGGUUCAAAGAUGAGAGUUCGGAUGCGACGAAAAAUUGCAGAAGAGAUGACGAUUAGCGGUUUCUUCGACUAGUAUUCUUAUUGUUCAUUAACUAAUCAUUUAUAGGUUGGAGUUAUUUCCUUUACAUUCAUUAUUCAUGUGAGUUUACUUUCUUUCCUAACUUCUAUUGAAUGAAGAAAUAUUAUAUAUAUAUAUAUUGAACGAA